AUGGGCCAGACGAAACCAACAACCUCUAUGUCGACCCCGAGUUCGUCAAAACAGGACCUAUUCGAGCAAGCCUCCUACCAGACAGUCGCAAGGGCUUUAGCAAAAGCGAAAUUCACCAAGAACGAUUUCAACCACCUACGACGAUUCCGAGUCUUUCUACUACAGAACCCAACCUUCAGACACAAGAAACGACUCCUCGCUGAACCAGGCGUACUCGAAGACCUAACCGAGCUCUCCUACUGGGAAAUAGACGAAUUCAACGCCUUCUACAGAGACGUGGCACCAAGCACAGAACAACCACCAUAUCACUGGAACGCCACGGAUCCAUACGCCAUCGGACAAGCCUGGGAGACUACCAAAAAGAUCAUUAAGAGAGCCAGACGCGAAGGAGCGCUGCCACCCGACGACGAACUCUUAGUCUACGCUUCAUCGACGGAUACGACACUCGAGCCGUCAGGACCGACAACUGAGGCAUCGAAUAUGGAUCCUUCGCAGGAAAAAGGAAAAGAACCGGAACUAGCAGCGUCGACGGCACUGGGGAAGCGAAAGACCCCGAAUCGACCAGCGCUAUCAGACCCGAUACAAAGCCUCGGUCCUAACACCCCUGACGCCGACUACCUCACCGCUUCGACCUUCCGUCUCUCGCCGAAUCCGACGCUAGGACGUCAGAACCAUCCUCGCGUCCACCAACCAAGCGCGCGAACGGAAGCACCGGAAAUUACGGAUCCGACAGCUCGACCCCCGGUUCCCAGCAUAAACCAGUCAGACCCAACCGCGGGAGGCCAUUACGGUGAGGCGAACGCCGGUUCCGGAAGAAACGAGAUUAGAAAUAGAAGACUCUUACCGGCGAUCCCCGACGGCAAGGCGGAUGAUCGACCUCCUCGAGCGAAACUACGGAUUGAAGCUGGAGGAUAUGGGACUCGCUGGCGUAUAAGCAGGUCCCGAUGGAAUGCAACCCUAAGCCUAUCCUCCGCAACCGGCCUAGCAUCCGGCCCAGCAACCGGCUCAGCACCCAGUCCCGCAGCACUGGAUGCCAGAACCAACGAGCAGAAUCCAAUAUUCGGCACCAGCACCGUCGAUACCACCAUAGCAGAACUCGUCAGGGCAAUUCCAAGGAUGGAAUGGAACACACUCUCAGGCGCAGCAUCCGACCCUCCACGCGACGCAUCCAACCCAGCCGCCAUACGCCCCCUAUCCCGCUAUGGCCUCGACUCCACCAUAUCAGGAGCCUCACCGAGGAAAUUAACUCCCCCUACGACCGAGUGGGGCAGGAUAGCCACGGAUGACGGAACCACCAAUGGAGCCGUUCACGUCAUCUACCGCAAGACGCUUACUUAUGGGUUGACUCAGUCAAAUCCCACCUCGAAGGAAGUAGCCCUCAGACGUAGAAAGCGACCGACUGCUAUGAGAUUUCUCCGCAAGAAUCUUCGACGUAUCCAAAGUAGUGGGAAAGGCCAUAGACCUCGAGCUGCUUACCCGCUUUUACGCUAA
Molecule: messenger RNA, 1491 nt
Organism: Fusarium vanettenii 77-13-4
Lineage: Eukaryota; Fungi; Ascomycota; Sordariomycetes; Hypocreales; Nectriaceae
Exons: 4
Coding region: 1-1491 (496 amino acids)
Molecular function (GO): protein binding
Source: RefSeq, a predicted model, not a curated record